AUGUCCGCCAUUGGGCUUUUUAACACCAAGCCUCCCCCGACUGUGCUUGUCUUCGGACGUCGCACCCUUUCCACCGCACCUUUCGCUGCCUCCUCUGUACACAUCGUCAUGUGGCAUCUGCUGCUAGUCGCAGCCGGUUUCGGCACAGCAGCAGCGCAAGCGGUGCAGCCGUGCGACGUUCGAGACUACUCGUUCGCGUACUGUCUUCCAACAAAUGAUGGGCUAGGACCUGGGAAUUUUGGCACCUUUCCUCCCAACGGAAACACCCUAGAUGCUUGCGCUGAGUAUUGCAAGGUGGACCGGUACCCAUACUUCUUGUAUGGAAGUAUUGACCAAGGUGUUCCCUAUUGCUAUUGCUCUCCUUCGAUACUGUCUGUCGAUCCUGUCGACCCCGCCCGCUGCAAUCAACCUUGUCCAGGUAAUCCCACUGAAAUAUGCCGCGGUGAAGGUGUUGGGUCGUUGUAUGUGAACAAUUGCUUCGAGCCAAAUCCAAACACAGCGGUGGUGGGGCCAUUCGGCUACAUUGGAUGUUUCGAUGGCGUCGUUGAGGACACGCUUCUCGAUCUAUUAGGGCCGAUAGUCAACGCCGGAGAGUCCGCAUCUCUCGAACAGUGUCGCUCGAAAUGUAGCGGCGAACUGUUUGUAAAUGUUGGCUACUUCGCCAUUCAGCGCAGUGACUCCUCGGGGUCGCCGGGAGCUCGAUGCGCGUGCGGGGAGGAGCUCAACCCGGAACGGUAUGAAGCUGCCGACAGUCGAUGCACUGCGCCAUGUCCUUCGGGUGGUGGAUUCUGCGGCAAUCCGACCAACGGUGUCAACGUGUAUAGCCAGUCGGCAGCCCCAUUUGUCGCCGCCAGUCGCUCGUGCACUAGCCUGGUGACUACAAGCACAACCACACCUGCGGAACUGAUUGGCACCGAGACCGCGACCAGCACCACGACGACUACUGUGGAUCAACCCGCCGUCACGAGCACCUGUGCGACUUCCACCGCGACAGCGACUCAGGCCUCUACUGUGACCGCUUCUACCACAGUGACGGUUGCAAAGCCCAAGACCUCGACGUGUUACAGGACAGUUACCCGAACCAUAACAUCGACCUGCCGCCCCCCCAAGACGCGAUACGCUCGGGAUAGCGAUCAUGUCUCGAUUUUUGCACGCCAAAACGCUGACGUCGGAACAUGCACGGUGUCGAACGGAGAAGUGACAACUUCCACGAUCAGCUUCUUCGUCACAACCUCUACUACCACCGCCACGAUCACAGCGACUAGGCCUGCUGAUGUGAUCUGCAACACGGCGACGUCGACUAUAACAGUCACAAAUCCCACGACAACGACGACGACUGCAACGGUUACAAAGAAGGGGAAGACCAUCACGACCACGAAGAAGAAGACAGUGACAGCCACGAAGUAUCCACGUCAUGCGCCUACUUGCAAGAAGAAGAAGAGCGCAGGUUACUAUUGA
This is a messenger RNA of Cercospora beticola, 1458 nucleotides long. RefSeq lists its product as uncharacterized. The record is from RefSeq and is a predicted model, not a curated record. Lineage: Eukaryota; Fungi; Ascomycota; Dothideomycetes; Mycosphaerellales; Mycosphaerellaceae.